AUGCCAUUCAAACCACCAGAAGUUUCAAAAUGCCCAAAAUGUAAUCAAAAUGUCUAUGCUGCUGAAGAAGUUCCAGCAGCUGGAAAAAAAUGGCACAAAAUGUGCUUUAAAUGUGGUCUUUGUAAGAAAAUGUUAGAAGCAAUGACUAUGGCUGAACAUGAAGGAAAUAUUUAUUGCAAACAAUGUUAUGGCCGUAAAUUUGGACCAAAAGGUUAUGGUUUUGGUCAAGGAGCUGGUACAUUAGGUAUGGAUACUGGUGAACAUUUAGGAAACAAAGGUGGCUCUGAGAUGACCAAUAAGCCAAACUAUGCUCCACCACCUGGCGCUGGUGCUCAUCAAGAUGAAUAA
This is a messenger RNA of Rotaria sp. Silwood1, 348 nucleotides long. NCBI's taxonomy places the organism in Eukaryota, Metazoa, Rotifera, Eurotatoria, Philodinida, Philodinidae. The record is from the annotation of a GenBank genome assembly.